Molecule: messenger RNA, 268 nt
Organism: Rhizophagus irregularis DAOM 181602=DAOM 197198
Lineage: Eukaryota; Fungi; Glomeromycota; Glomeromycetes; Glomerales; Glomeraceae
Source: RefSeq, a predicted model, not a curated record
AUGAACAAAUUUAUUUUAAUACUUGUGCUCGCAGUCGUAGCCUUCAGUACAAUCGCUUCUGCUACGCCAACUAAUUGGAAAAGAGGCGUUACGUUUAGAGGAGCAACAAUUCCUAAGGGCAAAUCAUCUUUGGAAUCUUUGAUUGAAAGACAGGUUCAAUGUGAUCUCGGAUAUUUUCAAUGUUCUAAUGGAUGUUGUCCUGAUUAUACGUCUUGUAUUAAUGAUCACCAAUGCAACAUUCCAUGCACCACUAGUGAUAUACCUUGCG